Molecule: messenger RNA, 2751 nt
Organism: Rotaria socialis
Lineage: Eukaryota; Metazoa; Rotifera; Eurotatoria; Philodinida; Philodinidae
Source: the annotation of a GenBank genome assembly
AUGUCAAAUCCGCGAAGAUUUAAUUAUAAUCAAAACUAUCGAGGAAGCUCACGUACUGGCAGAAAUGCAACUCAUCAAGAACAGCAAACAAGCACGCUUCAUCAAAAUCAUCCUGAAACGUAUAUACCUGGUCCACAAGAUGGCGGAUUUGAUACACGCGCAUGGGGAAAUUAUGAGAACUAUUAUCCCAUGCAAACUCAAAACAACAAUACACAUAGUUAUCAUAACUAUAAUAAUGCUCAGCCACGUGCUGAUAAUCAAUACUCCCGAUUAAACAAUCCUCAACGUAAACAACCCUCGAGUAAUCCAGCGGUGUCAUGUGAUCAAUAUUUAAGUGAAGAACAAGUGCUAAAAGAUAUUGCAGCAAAAAAGACUAUUCGUGGAAUUUUACGAAUUAAUGCUAAACAAUACACUGAUGCAUUUAUUAGUGAUCCGGAGGACGGCCCUGAUUUUUAUAUAGAUAAUGUUCGCGAACGUAAUCGAGCAUUAAAUUUAGAUGAAGUAGCUGCUGAAAUAAAACCUAAACGAGAAUGGAAAGUUAUUCCCGAAUAUUCUGCUCUGGUUGAAAAUCAUAUUCGUGCUGCAAGAAAUGGUAAUAUACCAGCCAAUGAUGCACAAGCAAAGUCUAUGAAUGAUAAUCAGCCACAAAAUUCUCCAACAAAACGUGACAAUAAACGAGCAACAAUAAAUACUCUCAAUCACGACAAUAUAACAUUAACUGAUGCGAUCAUUGAACAAAUACCAACGGAAUAUUUUCAACGAACAGUUAAAAUUGUCUUUCUUUUUCGAAGAAGACAUUCAAUGAAAGCUGCUGGAUUACUUCGAAAAAUGCCGGAUAAUAAUCCGAAUUAUGCUUUAUUCUCUCCGAUGGAUAGUCGUAUUCCUCGUCUGAUGAUUCCAAUGAAUAACUGUCCACCGGACUUUAGAGAUCGUCCAAGUGAUUAUGAGAAAUCAUUAUUUGUUGCAAGAAUCGUUGACAUACCAGCUGAUAAAAAAUUUGCAAGCGGAGAAUUAUUGGAAACUCUCGGAGAUGCUGAUACCCUCGAAGCUCAGAGUAAAGCUAUUCUCAUGGAAAAUGAUAUUCGAGAUGAAGAAUUUAGUAAUGAAGUUAUUAAAUGUUUGCCGUUGGAUCAAGAUAAAUGGAGUAUUCCUAACGAGGAAUUUUCUAAACGAUUAGAUCUUCGAAAUCAAUGCAUUUUUACAAUUGAUCCAGCGACGGCACGAGAUCUUGAUGAUGCGCUCAGCUGUGAACGCCUUGAAAAUGGACAUUAUCGAAUCGGUGUUCAUAUUGCUGAUGUCAGCUAUUUUGUUCAAGAACAAACACCGCUUGAUAAUGAAGCAGCUCAACGUACUACAAGUGUUUAUCUCGUCGAACGAGUUAUUCCAAUGUUACCACGAUUAUUAUGUGAUCGACUGUGUAGUUUAAAUCCUAACGAGGAUCGUCUAACCUAUUCUGUGAUAUGGACAAUGAAUGAAGAAGGCGAAAUACUCGAUGAACAAUUUUCACGUAGUAUUAUUCGAUCGUGUGUUAAACUAAGCUAUGAACAUGCUCAGGAUAUUAUUGAAAAUCCAAAUAAAGAUUUUAAAGCGGGAGAUUUUCCAGCGAUCUCAAAUAAUUUCUCUGUCAACGACAUAACACGAACUGUAUUAGAAUUAUAUGGGAUAUCGAAAAUUUUACGUUCAAAACGUGUUGGUGCAUUAACAUUAAAUCAACCAAAACUUCAAUAUCAAAUAAAGACUGAUAGCAAAAUGCCAAUGAGCUUUUCAAUCUAUCAACAAAAAGAAAGUAAUCGACUAGUUGAAGAAUAUAUGCUCUUAGCGAAUAUGCAAGUUGCACGUAAAUUGUGUUCAACCGAUCGUAUUCACGAUAAAGUUAUACUACGUCGUCAUCCAGCUCCAAAUGCGACAACAUUACAAAAUACAAUAAAAAUGUUAGCAUCAUCUGGCAUUAAACUCGAUGGGCAAUCAUCGAAUGAUAUUUCGCAAGCUGUUAAAAGUGCUCAAGAUGAACCAGCAAAAAAAUUGCUUAUACAUUUAUUAGCAAAAUCAAUGCAAUUAGCUAUUUAUUGUUGUACAUCAUGUGUGCCAGAUAAUAAUUAUUCGCAUUACGCAUUAAAUGUAAAUUUUUAUACUCAUUUUACAUCGCCAAUUCGACGAUAUCCCGAUAUACUUGUUCAUCGAUUACUUGGUGCUGUUCUUGAUUAUAAUGAUAAUCUCUACCAAACACCAGGAGCACUUGAACAAAUAGCACAAUUAUGUAAUGAAAAAAAGAUGAAUGCUAAAACAUGUUCAGAACGUAGUGCCGAACUUUAUCUAGCUGUGCUUAUUCGAGAAUAUGGUACAAUAUCAGAUGAAGCAGUUAUUACUGGCGUUAAAGAUGAAAGUCUUGAUGUCUAUCUAUUUCGUAUUGGUGUAGCAUUACGUGUUGGAAUCAAUAAUUUACCUUUGGAUCAUCCACGUACAAGUUACAAAAAGAUAUCAAGCGAACAAGCAGGUGAAUUAACAAUUUAUUGGAAACAGAAUGAACCACCGCAAACAACAAAACAAGUUUUAAAACCAUUUGAUACAGUUAACGUUGAUAUUAUGUCAGAAUUCGAUACUAAUAUGAAGAGGCUGAAAUUAACCGCACAAUUACGUCAUCCGAAUGCAGAAAAAUUAACAACUCUAGCUAAUCUUUGCACAUCAACAUUGCCUCCUCUUAAUAUUGCUGUUCAACAACGGCAAGAUUUUGAUCCUUAUGCAGAAUAUUAA